Acipenser ruthenus (sterlet) is the source of this 3588-nucleotide messenger RNA. Its product is annotated as potassium voltage-gated channel subfamily A member 7-like. Gene Ontology annotation, molecular function: protein binding; delayed rectifier potassium channel activity. The record is from RefSeq and is a predicted model, not a curated record. Gene Ontology annotation, biological process: protein homooligomerization; potassium ion transmembrane transport. Gene Ontology annotation, cellular component: membrane; voltage-gated potassium channel complex. Lineage: Eukaryota; Metazoa; Chordata; Actinopteri; Acipenseriformes; Acipenseridae.
GAGAGAGGAGAGAGAGAGAGGUAGAGAGGGGGGGGGACAGAGAGAGAGAGAGAGUCGAACGGAUUGCACAAGGACAGUUGUUCCAAACUUCAGCUCCCGUUAACUUUCCGUGGGCAAAAAAAAGCAAGCCGAUGGAAUUUAGAAUUUGCUCGCGAAUUUCGACAUCGCAGGAGUGAAACAGAGAGAGAGAGAGAGAGACGGAGAGAAAGACGGAGAGAGAGAGAGAGAGAGAGAGAGAAGGGAAGGACAUUUAUUGGAACGAGGGUGGGGGUGGGUGGGAAGGAGUGAGAGAAGGAGAGAAGGAGAGAAGGAGAGAGGAGAGAGGAGAGGAGAGAGAGAGGAGAGAGGAGAGGAGAGAGAAAGACAGAGAGAGCAGGCAAUGCCAUUUUAUUUACAAAUAAUAUAGUGGAUAAGAGUUGCAUAAAGAGAGAGAGAGAGAGAGAGAGAGAGACACAAUUUAAUAUUGACAGAGACAGACGCUUCACUACAGAUUGAGAGAGCGAGAAAGGGAGGGAGAGAGAGGGAGAGGGGGAGAGAGAGAGGGAGGGAAGGAGGGAUUGCACAGAGAGAGAGAGACAUACACAGAUACAGACACACAGAGAUAGACAGACAGACCCACAAUUUGAUAUUGACAGAGACAGACGCUUCACUGCAGAUUGAGAGAGCGAGAGAGGGAGGGAGAGAGGGAGGGAGAGAGAGAGAGAGAGGAGAGAGAGGAGAGAUAGAGAGAGAGAGGGAAAAAAGACAGCCAUGAAAGGCACGGAGCUGGAACAAGAAAACGGGGUGCUGGGGGGCGACUACCUGAACCCCAACCCCAACCCCGACCCCGACCCGACCGAAGACGCCCCCCCUUCCCAGAACAACAACAACGAAAUCUCCGUCAAACGGCAGAGCCCCCGGAAGUCCGGCGCCUCCCUGUGGCGGGGCAGCCCGGGGCUGAGCGAGCGAGCCGUCAUCAACGUUUCCGGGCUCCGCUUUGAAACCCAGCUCCGCACCCUGGCUCAGUUCCCCGACACCCUCCUGGGGGACCCCGCGAAGCGAGUCCGAUACUACGACCCCCUCCGCGACGAAUACUUCCUGGACCGGAACCGACCCUGCUUCGAUUCCAUCCUGUACUUCUACCAGUCCGGCGGGCGGCUCAGGAGACCGGCUCACGUCCCUCUGGACGUCUUCAUGGACGAACUGCGGUUCUACCAGCUGGGGUCGGACGCCAUGGCCCGCUUCAAGGAAGACGAGGGUUUCCCCAGGGAGGAAGAGCGGCCCUUGCCUCAGAAUGAGUUUCAGAAGCAGCUGUGGCUCCUCUUCGAGUACCCCGACUCUUCCUCGGCCGCCCGGGUCGUCGCCAUCAUCUCCGUCAUGGUCAUCCUCAUCUCCAUCGUCAUCUUCUGCCUGGAGACGCUGCCCGAGUUCAAGGACGAGAGGGAGCUGCUGAGCCUCCACCACCACACCCCCCUCCACCCCCCCCAAAACUCCUCCUCCCCGCCGCUCCCCCCUCCCGUCCCCCUCAGCAUCUUCCACGACCCCUUCUUCGUGGUCGAGACCAUCUGCAUCUGCUGGUUCAGCUUCGAGCUCCUGGUCCGUUUCGGGGCGUGUCCCAGCAAGACCGCCUUCUUCCGGGACAUCAUGAACAUGAUCGACUUCAUGGCCAUCAUCCCUUACUUCGUCACGCUGGGGACCGAGCUCGCGCGCGCCAAGGGAGGCACCCCAGCCAUGUCCCUGGCCAUCAUCCGGGUCAUUCGCUUGGUCCGCGUCUUCCGGAUCUUCAAGCUCUCCCGGCACUCCAAGGGGCUGCAGAUUCUGGGGCAGACUCUGAAAGCCAGCAUGAGGGAGCUGGGCCUGCUCAUCUUCUUCCUCUUCAUCGGAGUCAUCCUCUUUUCCAGCGCGGUCUACUUUGCCGAAGCCGACCACAGCGACACUGCGUUCACCAGCAUCCCCGAAGCCUUCUGGUGGGCGGUGGUCACCAUGACGACCGUCGGCUACGGAGACAUGUCGCCAACGACCGUCGGGGGGAAGGUGGUGGGGUCCUUGUGCGCCAUCGCCGGGGUGCUGACCAUCUCACUGCCUGUCCCAGUGAUCGUGUCCAAUUUCAGUUAUUUCUACCACAGGGAGACGGAGUGUGAAGACCAGCAGGAGUAUCACCAUGUGAGCACGUCGCUGUGGGAGGAGGGGGAGGGGGGGGAGGGAGGGGAGGGGGGGGAGCGGGAAGGGGAGGCGACAGAAAAGGGGAAGGGUUUCUGCAUCCCGCUGCACGGAGAGCUGCUCGACGGAUUCUCUGCAGGAGAGCCCCAGAGGAAUUAUUUUCUGAGGCAACCGCUGGUCACUCAAGUUUAGCCUAAUUAACCAAUUAAGAAAGUGUGGAUAGAUACCCCCGGUUUCAAGGAGAUUCGAAAUACAACCACCCUGCUUUGGGACUGAAAAAUACCCGGCAUUUGAAAUUGGUUCCUCCUUCAAUAAAUACCAGUUUGUACUGGGAUCCUCAAUGAAUAAUGAACUGGGUGCACAAUAAAUACCAGUUUGUACUGGGAUCGUCAAUGAAUAAUGAACUGGGGUGCACAAUAAAUACCAGUUUGUACUGGGAGACAAGAUAAAUAAUGGACUGGGAACUUCAAUAGAAAAUCAGUUUGUACUGGGAUACUCAAUACCAGUUUGUACUGGGAUCUUCAAUAAAUAGCAGUUUGUACUCUUCGCAAAUUCCCACUUUGGACUGGGGUGCUCAGCCAAUUCCCAGUUUGUACUGGGAUGCUUCAAUAGAAAACCAGUUUUGGACUAGGAUCUCCAAUAAUUAAUCAGUCUUCAGCAUCUUCAAAAUAUCAAGUCUUAAUAGAGAACCACAGGGCUGGGAAUCAGACUCCCGCUGCACAGCAGUGUGAUCCAGUCCUGGUUUCACUGGGAGUUUAAUAAUCAGACACACCCUGAGCUUGUUAGCUAGACACACUGGGGGGCUGAUCAAGCUGGUAGCAGUAAAACCUGGACUGGAUCACACUGCUGUGCGAUAGGAGUCUGAUUCCCAGCCCUGUGGAUCUCUGUGUUAUAUUUUAUUGAUCUCUGUAUUGACACACUCUCGUAGAUCAAUCACUGGAAUGAAAAUGCAUCAAUAACAAAAAUUACUUUCACUAUCGUGGGAUCCAUAUAUUACAAAAUCAAACAACAGCGAGGGCUGAAAGGCAUUCUGGGUAUAAUUGCAUCGCUCUUGUGGUUUGUAGUGUCACCAGAACCCCUUGAUGGAAUUAUAACAAUAUGCUGGUUUUUGAAGUGGGAUAGAUAGAUAGAUAGAUAGAUAGAUAGAUAGAUAGAUAGAUGGAUGGAUGGAUAGAUAGAUAGAUAGAUAGUGAGAUAGGUCUAGUCUUGCUAUAAAGUUUACUUCAUAAGAGGUUUUUGAAGAAAACCUAGAUAUUAAUUGUAGCUCGUUUUAUUGUGUCUCGUUGCUGUGUGUGUGUACUGGUAGCUGCUUCGUGAAUGCAUGUGCACUUACACAUCAUUACAAUGUUAUUACGCAGAGUUACAAUGUAUUUCAUGUGUAAAUCUCUUUGCAUGAUAUAACCCUAAACAUAACCCCAACCCAACCACAACCCCAAUGUGUGCGGUUUG